Messenger RNA from Epinephelus lanceolatus (giant grouper), 957 nucleotides. NCBI's taxonomy places the organism in Eukaryota, Metazoa, Chordata, Actinopteri, Perciformes, Serranidae. The record is from RefSeq and is a predicted model, not a curated record.
AUGGCAUUUCUGAAUAAAACCUUACUGAGAGUCAGAGGACCAGAACCUGAUAUCAGUGCCGUCACUCAAGACCUACCAUCUGAUCCAGUCCGUCCAGUAGACUCAGUGACUCUGCAGUGUUCAGUCCUCUCUGACUCUGAUAACAAAACAUGUCCAGGAGAUCACAGUGUGUUUUGGUUCAAAGCCGGAUCUCAUGAAUCUCAUCCCAGGGUCUUUUAUGCUCAUGGAAACAGUGUUGAGUGUGAGAAGAGUCCUGAAGCUCACUCUCCACAGAAAUGUGUCUACAGCUUCUCUAAGAACGUCAGCUCCUCUGAUGCCGGGACUUAUUACUGUGCUGUGGCCACAUGUGGAGAGAUAUUUUUUGGAAAUGGAACAAAACUGAAUAUUGAAGGACCAGAACCUGAUAUCAGUGCCGUCACUCAAGACCUACCAUCUGAUCCAGUCCAUCCAGGAGACUCAGUGACUCUGCAGUGUUCAGUCCUCUCUGACUCAUAUAACAAAUCAUGUCCAGGAGAUCACAGUGUGUUCUGGUUCAAAGCUGGAUCUCAUGAAUCUCAUCCCAACGUCUUUUACACUCAUGGAAACAGUGUUGAGUGUGAGAAGAGUCCUGACGGUGGAUCUCCACAGAAAUGUGUCUACAGCUUCUCUAAGAACAUCAGCUCCUCUGAUGCUGGGACUUAUUACUGUGCUGUGGCCACAUGUGGAGAGAUAUUAUUUGGAAAUGGUACAAAACUGGACAUUCAAGCUGCUCCUGUCCUGCAAACAAAUGCUGCAACAACCACAGAUGAUCAACAAAGUCAGCAGACAGAUGAAGACUCAUUGGUUUAUUCGGUGGCAAAUUUCACCAGAGUGAAUCCGAGUGGCAGGAGUAAACAGAAAGAUGCCACUGCAGUCGAGGAAGAGAGCAUCUACACUGAUGUCAGGGUCUUAAAAAAGGAACAGCGACACGUACACUAG